This is a messenger RNA of Lodderomyces jiufengensis, 1653 nucleotides long. RefSeq lists its product as uncharacterized. The record is from RefSeq and is a predicted model, not a curated record. The coding region runs from base 1 to 1653 and encodes 550 amino acids. Gene Ontology annotation, biological process: carbohydrate transport; transmembrane transport. Lineage: Eukaryota; Fungi; Ascomycota; Pichiomycetes; Serinales; Debaryomycetaceae. The transcript has a single exon. Gene Ontology annotation, cellular component: membrane. Gene Ontology annotation, molecular function: carbohydrate:proton symporter activity.
AUGGGUAAAUUUGACUGGUUAAGUGGUAGAACAGCCACUGGUGGUUUAAGAGGUAAAAAAUUAAGAAUAGCAGUUACUGUUAUUGCAACAACUGGAUUUUCAUUAUUUGGUUAUGAUCAAGGUUUAAUGUCAGGUUUAAUUUCUGGUGAACAAUUUAAUUGGGAAUUUCCACCAACUAAAGGUAAUCCAACAAUUCAAGGUGCAGUUACUGCUUGUUAUGAGUUAGGUUGUUUUUUUGGUGCUAUAUUUGCUUUAGUUAGAGGUGAUAAAAUUGGUAGAAAACCACUUAUUGUAAUGGGAUCAAUAAUUAUUAUUAUUGGUACAAUUAUUUCAGUUACUGCAAUUAAACCAUAUUGGCAAACAGGUCAAUUUGUUAUUGGUAGAGUUGUUACUGGUAUUGGUAAUGGUAUGAAUACUGCAACUAUUCCAGUUUGGCAAUCAGAAAUGUCAAGAGCUGAAAAUAGAGGGUUUUUAGUUACUUUAGAAGGUGCAGUUGUUGCAUUUGGUACUUUUAUUGCUUAUUGGCUUGAUUUUGGAUUUUCUUAUAUUAAUUCAUCAGUUCAAUGGAGAUUUCCAGUUGCUUUUCAAAUAUUAUUUGCAAUGAUUUUAUUUGGUGGUAUUAUUAAUUUACCUGAAAGUCCUAGAUGGCUUAUAGCUCAUGAUAGAAAAGCAGAAGCUUAUGAAGUAUUGGGUUAUUUAAAUGAUGUCAGUCCAGAUGAUGAUAGUGUUAUUGCAGAAGCUUCAGUUAUUAUUGAUGCAGUUAAAAGAUUUGCUAAUGCACAAACUGGUUUCAAAGAUUUAUUUACUGGUGGUAAAACUCAACAUUUCCAAAGAAUGAUUAUUGGUUCAAGUACUCAAUUUUUCCAACAAUUUACUGGUUGUAAUGCAGCAAUUUAUUAUUCAACUUUAUUAUUUUAUCAAACUAUUUUCAAUUAUAGUAAAUAUAGGUUAUCAUUAAUUUUAGGUGGUGUUUUUGCAACUAUUUAUGCAAUUUCAACUAUUCCUGCAUUCUUUUUAGUUGAUACUUUAGGUAGAAGAAAAUUAUUUUUAAUUGGUGCUAUUGGUCAAGGUAUUUCUUUCACUAUUUCAUUUGCAUGUUUAAUUAAAGAUACUGAACAAAAUGCUAAAGGUGCAGCAGUUGGUAUUUUCUUAUUUAUUGUAUUUUUUGCAUUUACAAUCUUACCAUUACCAUGGGUAUAUCCACCAGAAAUUAAUCCUUUAAGAACAAGAACUACAGCAUCAGCAGUAUCAACAUGUACUAAUUGGUUAACUAAUUUCGCAGUUGUCAUGUUUACACCAGCUUUUAUUGAAAAGUCAGGUUGGGGAUGUUAUUUAUUUUUUGCAUGUAUGAAUUUUGCUUUUGUACCAGUUAUUUUCUUCUUUUAUGUUGAAACUAAAGGUAGAUCUUUAGAAGAAAUUGAUAUUAUAUUUGCAAAAGCUUAUGUUGAAAAAAGACAACCAUGGAGAGUUGCUGCAACAAUGCCAAAAUUAUCAUUACAAGAAAUUGAUGAUCAAGCUAAAGAUUUAGGAUUAUAUGAUGAUGAUUUUGAAAAAGAUAAUUUUGAAACUAAAGAAGAUAUAAGUGAUUCUACAAGUGCUGAAAAUAAUGGAGUUUUUGAAAGAAAACCAACUAAUAUAGAAGAAGAAGUUUAA